AUGCCACAUUUCCCCAAAGAUUCAGGGGUUAUGACUAAAAAUGCAUCUGCCCAACAAGCUGUUACAGUCAAAAACCGUCGCAAGCGGUAUCUGGACUUAACCCCAGAAUACUUCUCGGCGGAGCUUGAGCUAGCCGACCCGUUAUUAUACGAUCGCUUGAUCCGUCGAUUCCAAACACCAGAAGAAAGAGAGGCCGCGGGGCGUGCAAAGGGAUUCUCGGGCGUCCUGGAGACUGACCUCAUGCGCUCCGAGGCCAAAAUGGAGGCUAUAGCGAACCCAGAUCCCAACUCUAUGAUGAGCUACACUCGCGGUCCAGAUGGGGAGAUUCUCGCUGAGGAUCUUGAUGAAAUCCCUCCAAACAAGGAGGAAGGCGAGCGACUUUGGAAAUGGGAGAUGGGAUUGCGAUUCAUACGGGGCAAUGACCCUGACUUCGAUUACAAGGCUGUUGAUGAGAAUGAGAAAUACGAUGAUGAAUCAGAUAAACAAGACCAGUAUUUCGAGGAUCAGGAGCCUGAGUGGGUGGUUGAUAAUGGGAGUGAUACUCGUGCGAAUCUCCAGGGCGAAACGGGCAUUCAGGAUUUCUAA
Messenger RNA from Penicillium paradoxum, 585 nucleotides. RefSeq lists its product as uncharacterized. The record is from RefSeq and is a predicted model, not a curated record. Bases 1 to 585 code for a protein of 194 amino acids. Lineage: Eukaryota; Fungi; Ascomycota; Eurotiomycetes; Eurotiales; Aspergillaceae. The transcript has 2 exons.